ACAAUUGUGUCCUUGUUAAUUUCGCACAUCAACGCAUUCAGUUUGUGCUUUUGGACUGCAAACCGUUUGAGUCCCUAGGAAUAAUUAAGAGUCAUCAUGGUAGAAGCUAAGAAGCAAUCCAAUGUGCUGGAUAGCUCCAGGAUGUUCUUUGCCGGAGGAAUGGCUGGAGCAAUAGCACGUACCUGUACAGCACCUCUGGACCGCAUCAAACUGCUCUUUCAAGUUCAAGCCGUUGCGGGGCCCGGCACGUCACCCACAGCGUACACUGGCGUGGGACAGGCGGGCCUGAAAAUUUUGCGGGAGGAGGGCUUCCUGGCUUUCUGGAAGGGCAACGGUGUCAACAUCAUCCGCAUCUUUCCUUACUCGGCAGCGCAGCUUGCCUCUAAUGACACAUAUAAGCGGUUGCUGGCCGACGAGCACCACGAGCUGACAGUGCCGCGGCGACUGCUGGCGGGCGCAUGUGCGGGCAUGACCGCCACCGCCCUUACCCACCCGCUGGACACGGUACGGCUGCGCCUGGCGCUGCCAAACCAUCCGUAUAAAGGCGCCAUCCACGCUGCCACCAUGAUGGCCCGCACUGAGGGCCUCAUCUCGCUGUACAAGGGCCUGGUGCCCACCCUCAUCGGUAUUGCGCCAUAUGCGGCCCUCAACUUUGCAAGCUACGAUUUGAUCAAGAAAUGGCUGUAUCACGGGGAGAGGCCUCAGUCCUCGGUAGCCAACUUGUUGGUGGGCGGUGCUUCCGGCACCUUUGCGGCGUCCGUCUGCUACCCUCUGGACACCAUCCGGCGGCGCAUGCAGAUGAAGGGACAGGCGUACCGCAACCAGCUGGACGCCUUCCAGACGAUUUGGGCGCGCGAGGGUGUGCGUGGGUUUUACCGCGGCUGGGUGGCGAACUCAGUGAAGGUGGUGCCGCAGAACGCCAUCCGCAUGGUGUCGUACGAGGCGAUGAAACAGCUGCUCGGAGUUAAGAAGGCAAAAACGGACACAUAA
Molecule: messenger RNA, 990 nt
Organism: Volvox carteri f. nagariensis
Lineage: Eukaryota; Viridiplantae; Chlorophyta; Chlorophyceae; Chlamydomonadales; Volvocaceae
Gene: mitc13
Product: mitochondrial substrate carrier
Exons: 7
Coding region: 97-990 (297 amino acids)
Biological process (GO): transmembrane transport
Cellular component (GO): thylakoid membrane
Molecular function (GO): ATP transmembrane transporter activity
Source: RefSeq, a predicted model, not a curated record